Messenger RNA from Monoraphidium neglectum, 969 nucleotides. RefSeq lists its product as hypothetical. The record is from RefSeq and is a predicted model, not a curated record. Lineage: Eukaryota; Viridiplantae; Chlorophyta; Chlorophyceae; Sphaeropleales; Selenastraceae. Bases 1 to 969 code for a protein of 322 amino acids. The transcript is spliced from 5 exons.
AUGGCCUCCGCCGCCCCUGCCGGCGCCGCCGGCGCCGCGCCAUCCAACCCCCUGCUCGCCAUCCCUCACGGCUCCGUCGCCGCGGCGUCCGUCAUAUCCGCCGCCUUCCUGCUCCUCGCGCUGCCCGUGGCCUACAGCCUGCGCCGCACCCGCUUCCGCAUCUACCUCCUCCUCCUCGCAUCUGUCGUGCUCCGCGGCGUCGCGUUCGCGUUGCACGCUGCAGCACAGGCGCCCGGCCUCGACAGGGCCGGCGCGGGCGGGCGGGAGGCCGGCUUUCAUGCGCUGCGGGCGGCCGGUUUUGGCAUGGCCAUUGGCGUGUGCGCCCUCGUGCUCGUCACCUGGUUCAAGAACGCGGCGCCAUGGGCGAAGCCCUUCGGCCCGCGCGUCGCCGCGGCGGCGGGGGUGCUUGCGCGCGCCCUGGUGCCUAUCGUCAUCAUAUCUGGCCCCAUCCUGGGCGCAAUCUUCGCAGGCUUCCUUUACGGUGCCCCCAAAGAAGGCCAGUGGCUGGUUGCCCUGAAUGGCGUCCGCUACGCCUCCACCUGGGCCCUCACGGCCGCCGUCAUCGCCGUCGUCCUGCUCGCCGCCUUCGCCGCGGCCUGCGUAUUUAUCGGCGCGCGCCGCCGGCAGGUCGAGGGCGGCGCGCCCAGCGGCGCGCCUGAAACCGUGUGGCACGACGUCCACUCCCAGAUACUGCUGCUCCUGGCGGCGGCUCUGGUGCUGGUCGUGCCGGCGGCGCAGCGCGUCGACUCCCUUUACAACGCUGACGCCCUCCUUGAUGAGGGCCACUUCUAUGGCAUGAGCCCUGUGCCAGAGCUUGUCAGCGUUGCCCUGCUGGCCACCCCCUUCGUGAUGGGCCGCAUGGCCAUGGCCUACAACUGGGAAGCAUACAUGCAAGGCCGUGCCAGCGGCGCAAAGGACGGCAAAGAGUACUCUGGGGACCAGGCAGUUGUCACCGCCGACAGUUACUAA